Molecule: messenger RNA, 2439 nt
Organism: Bubalus bubalis (water buffalo)
Lineage: Eukaryota; Metazoa; Chordata; Mammalia; Artiodactyla; Bovidae
Gene: IGFBP3
Product: insulin like growth factor binding protein 3
Exons: 5
Coding region: 135-1016 (293 amino acids)
Biological process (GO): regulation of insulin-like growth factor receptor signaling pathway
Cellular component (GO): extracellular region
Molecular function (GO): fibronectin binding; insulin-like growth factor I binding; insulin-like growth factor II binding
Source: RefSeq, a predicted model, not a curated record
AUGCAAGCGCAGCAGCUAUUCCAAGCUGAGUGCCAGCCCUUGCCGGCCCCGCUCGUACAGCCUCGCUCAGCUCGCUGCCGUCCAGUCCCCGCGCCCCCCGGCCGGACAAGCAUCCGGCCCCCGCGGCGGGCGCCAUGCUGCGGGCACGCCCCGCGCUCUGGGCUGCGGCUCUGACCGCACUGGCGUUGCUCCGCGGACCGCCGGCGGCACGAGCUGGGGCGGGCACGAUGGGCACCGGCCCAGUGGUGCGCUGCGAGCCGUGCGACGCGCGUGCCGUUGCCCAGUGCGCGCCGCCGCCCCCCUCGCCCCCGUGCGCCGAGCUGGUGCGCGAGCCGGGCUGCGGUUGCUGUCUCACGUGCGCGCUGCGAGAGGGUCAGCCUUGCGGCGUCUACACCGAGCGCUGUGGCUCCGGCCUUCGUUGCCAGCCGCCGCCUGGCGAUCCGCGCCCGCUACAAGCGUUGUUGGACGGCCGCGGGCUCUGCGCCAACGCCAGCGCCGUCGGCCGCCUGCGCCCCUACCUGCUGCCCGCGCCGUCCGCGUCAGGAAAUGGCAGUGAGUCGGAAGAAGACCACAGCAUGGGGAGCACAGAGAACCAGGCUGUCCCCAGCACACACCGGGUGCCCGUCUCCAAAUUCCACCCCGUCCACACCAAGAUGGAUGUCAUCAAGAAAGGUCAUGCCAAGGACAGCCAGCGCUACAAGGUUGACUACGAGUCUCAGAGCACAGACACCCAGAACUUCUCCUCUGAGUCCAAGCGUGAGACAGAAUACGGGCCCUGCCGCCGGGAAAUGGAAGACACGCUGAACCACCUGAAGUUCCUGAACAUGCUCAGCCCCAGGGGCAUCCACAUUCCCAACUGCGACAAGAAGGGCUUCUACAAGAAAAAGCAGUGCCGCCCUUCCAAGGGCAGGAAGCGGGGUUUCUGCUGGUGUGUGGACAAGUACGGGCAGCCCCUCCCGGGCUUCGACGUGAAGGGGAAAGGGGACGUGCACUGCUACAGCAUGGAGAGCAAGUAGACUGUGGCCACUUAAUGUGGAGCUCAAAUAUGCCUUAUUUUGCACAAAAGACUGCCAAGGACAUGAUCAGCAGCUGGCUACAGCCUCGACUUCUAUUUCUUUUUGUGGUGAAUUGAUUUUUUUUUUAAACCAAAGUUUAGAAAGAGAUGUUUGAAAUGCCUAGUUUUCUUCCACAUGGUGAACCUGGCAUCUUUCCACUUUCCAGUAGUCAGUGAAAUGCAGUUUGAUUUUUCUCGUUGCUUCCUAUAAAAAUACUUGUAAGCUCAAGCACAGUGCAGCCGUAAGCUCACGCUGCCCUGGGACCCUCCCCACCCGUUCACCGCAGCCAACCCUCCACUUCAUGCCUUAGCAACGCGUGUGGCUCAUGUAGACGCGCUUCGUCUGCACUUGUAAGAUGAGACAAGGCCUCAUCAAGAAGAGGAACGCCCUGUCCUUUAAUGCCUGCACAUCCUGACACACCCACCCGGGGCUACCGGGGCCAGGGUCCCUGGACCAAGAAGAUAUUUUGUAUCUUCAAGGGGCCUGCACUGCUUGGAAACAAGUGGAGAGAAGCAAGUGGAAUCUUGUUUGGAAAAAAAAAAAAAAAAAAUGACAAGAAUGUUCUAGGGAACUCUGGAAACCGACAAAGGCGGGGAUUUCUGACCCUUCUUUGUCAGGCAGCUUUCUGAAGACACGGGCUUUGCUGAAGCCCCAUAGGGCAAGGGGGCAGGGCGACUUGCCAGAGGCAUCACAAGUAAUAGCCUGGCUCUCCAGAUGACUGCGGAAAACAGUGUUUUCCCACUCAGCCAUUCAAGAGCAAGUUUAUUCUUGAAGAUAAGCUCCUUGAAGGCAAAAAAGGUUUCUUUUCAUCUCGCCCCUUUUGUCCUCCUUGGCACAGUAUAAAAAAUAAUCAUCCUAUAUAACCUGGAAGACAAGUGGCUUGUUGGGGAGCCGAUCAGGGACGCUGGGAGCACAGAGAAUCGCCCUUGCUUGGUGCACUUGGACUUCCUCCUUUUCUUUCUAAGUCACAAGUACACACAAAGUACCCUCUUCCUGACUGUUCACAGUGUAUACGUCAUCGUCCAAAUAUGAUAGCACCUAUACUAGAUAAUCCUAGAUGAGUUGUAAGCAUUGCUAGAGAAUAUAAACACAGCCACGACCGAGGGAGGGGGCUUGUGCACGGGGCUCGGCCACUCUCCCGGGGGCGCCCUCCCAAGUCUGCAGGAGAGCAGGGAGGGGUCCCUGGCCACCCCCCUGCAGCCUCUGGAUCCAUGCUGCACACAGCCCUCCUGGAGAACACAAAGGGAUCUCAAAGAUGUUCCGCCUACCUAUUAGCUUUCCUUUAUUUUUUUAAUUAAGUUUUUGAGGAAAAAAAAAGUAUUUUUGAAAAGUUUGUCUUGCAAUGUAUUUAUAAAUAGUAAAUAAAAUUUUUACCAUAAAGAAA